Gryllus bimaculatus (two-spotted cricket) is the source of this 1847-nucleotide messenger RNA. The record is from the annotation of a GenBank genome assembly. NCBI's taxonomy places the organism in Eukaryota, Metazoa, Arthropoda, Insecta, Orthoptera, Gryllidae.
UCAGUAGCGAAGCUGCUCAGGCGCCCAUUACUAUAUCGAUUGUUGCCGUUGCAUUAAGCGACCUCUGGAUGUAAACACGAAUCACUCGAAUUUAUAAGGGUGGAUGUGUGGUUUUGUGUGUUCGUUGGGUUUACGAUAAUCUGGACUGCUUGAGAAAUUAUGAGAUAAUAUUGUAUUUUUUUGUGUUGACUUGCUAGCAUCACUGCUGGCGUACAUUUUAGUGAACGAAGAAUCGCAUUUCGCAAUUUCAACAAUUUCCUCGUGUUCGCGUAGAAUUUGUGUCUGUUGAUGCAGUGUGCCGCAGUGGCUUCGCUAGGUUAUAUGGACAUUUUUCGUAUUUCCGAGGCACAGAAGAAAGAUAAGUUGCUUUCCUCAAGUGUAUUCGGAAGCGAGUAAGGUGGAGUGCUUGUUGGAAGUGGAAAAAGAUAUUUUCCAAAAUGCAUUCAGAACAGCAUUUCUCUCUCUGCUGGAAUGACCAUCACAGUACAUUGGUUGCAAUUUUUGAGAAUCUUCUAGAAAGUGGGACACUUGUCGAUUGUACUAUUGCUGCUGAAGGACAGUUUUUGAAAGCCCACAAAGUUGUUCUCUCUGCCUGCAGCCCUUACUUUCAAUUGUUAUUAAGUCAGCAGAAUGAAAAACAUCCUAUUAUUAUACUAAAGGAUGUCAAGUUCCAAGAACUGAAAGCCAUGAUUGAUUAUAUAUACCGUGGUGAAGUUAAAAUAUCAGAAGAACGACUAGGAGACUUCCUCGAAGCUGCAGAAUCUCUGCAAAUAAAGGGCCUUGGUGAUGGUAACAUAAGAGAUGGGCUGGAAAAAGCUGGACUCACAGAACCUCCUUCAGGUAACGCAAGAAGAGGUAGCAGUUCGCCAAUUCCUCGGAAACGGCACCACCAUAGCCACACCAGUUACACUCCUCCCCACAUGACCCAUCCAACCCACCAGAGUCAUGCCAGCCACCAGACACACGAGACGCAUAUGGGGUUACCGAGCUCAUGCGAUGAAAUGCCUCAAAAUCCACCACCAAUGCCCGAUGCCCACUCACAGUUGCCGGGUUGUGAACUGCCUCCACCUUGCCAGCCAUCCCCUUCCAGCUUGUCAACCACAUCAUCUCCUGCUGUGUCCACCCCUGCCUACAACCGAGCCCCAUGCACUCCCCUGGUCCCCAAUGUACAUGAUGAUGGAAGCGAUAUGGGCUUGAAGAGGGGGUUACCUACACAAAUGAUGCUGGAACCGAAGAUCGAGUACUUGGAGAAGACUAUAAAUGACAACUGUGUGGAAAAUUUGACAAUGCUCUACGACAUGGAUGAAAUGACUGAGCUGAAAUCUGGUGCACAACAUGGAACAGAUAGAACUGGUACCAAUUCAGGACGAAUUGGUCGCGAGCCGCAGUUGGUCACUCGCACAAGACGCUCAGGGUUGCACCCGCACGCGCACGCGCGGCCGCUGCGCUAUCAGUGCGACGAGUGCAGCAAGGCGUUCCCGCGCGCCUCGCAGCUCAAGAUCCACCGGCGCACGCAUACCGGUGAGCGGCCCUACAAGUGCCUGAGCUGCGCGGCGGCCUUCAUGGCGGCGGGCGACCUCAAGAGACACAUUCGUAUGCACACAGGCGAGCGCCCCUACCACUGCGACGUGUGCACGGCCGCCUUCAAGAAGUCCGGCGACCUCAAGAUCCACAAGCGCCUGCACACGGGCGAGCGGCCAUACCAGUGCGAGCUGUGCGAGCGCUCGUUCAUCAGCAACAGCGACCUGCACAAGCACAAGCGCGUGCACGGCAUCCCGCCGCCCGGCCAGCGCGCCCGCGACGCCGCCACCGCGCCGCCGAGGCGGCCGCCGCCAGCAGCAUUAUGA